AUGUCGAGACGAGGGCAUCUCGUCGUAUUCUUGUUGAUUCUAUGGUUAUUCUUUUUUUGGAGUUUGCCACGUGUCACCAAAUAUGGUAGUGAAUCGUUGAUCGAACGCGUGUCAAUGCUUGAAAACGUGUCGGAGGUCAAAAUUGGCGGAAAAUGGAUUGUGGUGACUAGUAUUUCAACACCAACUGACAAUAUUAAGAGGUUGGCAUCGUUCAACGAUUGGAAUCUGGUGGUAGUCGGCGAUUCAAAAACGCCCGCUGAUUGGCAUUUGGACGGCGUUCAUUUUCUGUCGAUCGAUUUGCAAAAAUCGUUCGGCCUCGGUUUGCCUGCAAAUCUUCCGUAUAAUUCAUACACUCGAAAAAAUGUUGGCUACUUGUACGCAAUAUCGAACGGAGCGCAAUGGAUCUAUGAUACCGACGACGACUACAAACCAUUCGGACUCGGAUUGAAUCAAUUUCAAUUCGCCGACGUCGUUUCAAGCGUCGUCUAUUAUCCGAAAAAUUCGACCGAUUUCAAGCAUCGCCUAUUCAAUCCGUAUCAAUUCUAUGGCUCGCGCGAAAUGUGGCCGCGAGGUUUUCCAUUGGAGUACCUCAAAGAGCACACGAACGGCGAUGAGACGAUGGGAUUGUGUUCGAUGGUCCCCACGCCGGCGGUACAGCAAGGAUUAGCCCAUCAUGAUCCGGAUGUCGAUGCGAUUUACAGGCUUCUCCGCGCCGAUCCCAAAUCGGGUCUCAACGAGCGAUUCAACAAAUUCGCGCCGCCCAUCACCCUCUCGGUUGGCACCUAUGCACCAUGGAACUCGCAGAACACAUUGUUCCACAAGUCCGCAUUCCACACCAUGUUUCUGCCGACCAGCGUACCAUUCAGGACCACCGACGUUUGGAGGUCGUACUAUGCACAGCGCAUUUUGCAUCUUUCCGGACUAACUGUCGGCUUCACGCCGGUGAACGCGAUUCAGUAUCGAAACGCGAACGACUAUCUGAAGGAUUUUCACGACGAGCUGCAGGUUUACCAGGACGCUGGCAGAAUCGUGAACGAGAUCCACAAAUGGAAAUGCGAUUCAGGCGAUGUGCCGCGAUGCAUGAUCGAUCUGGCCGAUCGAUUCGUCGAGCUCAAACCCUGGGAGCCGACCGAUGCGCAAUUGAUUCGACAAUGGAUCAAGGAUCUUGAAACGAUCGGGCACACAUUUCCUGCAAUCAAUUCAAUCGAUCGAUCCGCCUACGAGAUCAGUCGAAAUGAGUCGUCGAGAUUGGUGAAUUGUCGCCGAAUUGGCCUUCAGCUCUGGCUGGAUGAUUCGCGACGAGCAUCUCAGAAGAUCGCCUACUGGAGCGACAUUGAUGAAUGGUGUCGAUUGGCGAAUUACACUGGAUUUCGCAAUUCAUUGCCAUCGCCGAAGCAGCUCGCCGAGCAACAUUCGAAGAAUCCGAUAUUGACGGCUCAUUCGAACAAUGUGCUCGUUGUGGUGAGCAAUUAUGCUUGGAAAUGGGCGAUCGGUUUGAUUCAGCGAAUGUAUUCUCCGUACUUCGGCGCGGUCAUCUUCUGCGGCAGCUACUACCCGGACGCAUAUCGAUCAACUGAUCGCGGAUUCCCGAAACCGUUGCGACCAUUCAUCUACGUGCACAUGAAUCCCGCCGAAAUGCACAACGGCUAUUUCGGCUACCACUGUCUGACAUUGACGAAAGAGCUGAUGUUGGCCAACGUCGGCGGCUAUCUGGUUGUGGCCGACGACGCGGUGCUCAAUGUGUGGCAGCGAAUCGACUUCUCGCGCGUGUUCCAUCUCACCGGCGUCGCCUACAUCGAUGACGAUCUUUGGUGGAAUGAGGAGGAGUUCGGUUUAGACGCCGCCUUGCGAAUUGUCAACGACGUCAAUGGCACCGACGACGAUGAGAUUCGGAACGUCUGGAAACAAUAUGAGACUGGACUUCGCAAAUUCGGCUAUAUCAAUGGUUCAAUGAGCGCGUUUGAUGAUCUACUUCAAGGAAAAUCCCGAAGCAUUUCCGACGUAUAUUAUGUUCCAUCGGAUCACAUUGAUUAUUUCGCGAGGCUUAUGCGAAUUUUCUACCGCCACCAACUUUUUCUCGAGCUCGCCGUCAAUCGAUUUUUGCGCUCGAUUCGACAUCAAACAUCGCGCGAGCUUACCAACAACUAUAUGUGGUCAAAUCGGCGCGAAUGGGCCGAAGUGUACAAUUCGUCGGUCGUUGCAAUUCAUCCGAUCAAACUGAGCAAAUUCGCCGAGCCGAAUGCGAAUCGCAAAAAAUUUUGCGGCACAAUUCUUCAAACGAUGCACAAUGUGCUAAUUAGGGAUUUGCAUAAUUAUACGAUGAAGGGCAAUUCGGAUCGCGAUUAUUUGAAUGGAUGA
Caenorhabditis bovis is the source of this 2358-nucleotide messenger RNA. The record is from the annotation of a GenBank genome assembly. Lineage: Eukaryota; Metazoa; Nematoda; Chromadorea; Rhabditida; Rhabditidae.